Messenger RNA from Nothobranchius furzeri (turquoise killifish), 2263 nucleotides. It is a transcript of the gene sfrp5, whose product is annotated as secreted frizzled-related protein 5. Lineage: Eukaryota; Metazoa; Chordata; Actinopteri; Cyprinodontiformes; Nothobranchiidae. Gene Ontology annotation, biological process: canonical Wnt signaling pathway; non-canonical Wnt signaling pathway. The record is from RefSeq and is a predicted model, not a curated record. Gene Ontology annotation, molecular function: Wnt-protein binding.
CUACCACUGGCUCUUAAAGUCUAGGUACUCCUCUUUACAGCUCCAGAGUGACAGAGGGAAAGGGUGAACUGGAGACAGCCUGAAGAGAGGGUGAAGUCAGGAGAGUGGUAGCAAAAAAAGAGGUCCUGUUUGUGUGCUCAUCUGCUGUGUCCUCAUUCCACUACCUGAGGAACACACACAAACACAGAGAGGUGUUUCAGGAAGCUUAGAGGGCCGACUCUCCGGGGAGGAAGGGAAUUAAACUGUUUUGUUUUGAUUUUACCUUGACUAUCCUCAGGAGAAAGCAGAAGGGAUUACGGCGUGCACUCCUGCCCCACUUGUUCACAUCUUCUCUGAGCUUUUUUUGUCUUCUCUGGGUUACUUUGGGGAAUUCUGGAUACUUCUUGAUUUGUUGGUGUAAACCCAGAAAGGCAUGGCGCUCGGACAAAAGAGCCCCCGGCUGGCUUUGACCCAGGGAUUCUUCAGCUUGGCACUUGGCCUGUUGCUCUUCUCCCUCCUCCUCUUUACCAUCGUGGAUGCGGACGAGUAUGACUACUACAACUGGCAGGCAGACAACUUCCACAAUGGCCGUUUUUACACAAAGCAACCCCAGUGUGUGGACAUACCAGCUGACCUGCGUCUGUGUCACAACGUAGGUUACAAGAAGAUGAGGCUGCCCAACCUCCUGGACCACGAGACCAUGCCAGAGGUCAAGCAGCAGGCGAGCAGCUGGGUGCCCCUUCUAGCCAAAAGGUGCCACGCUGACACGCAGGUCUUCCUGUGUUCUCUCUUUGCACCUGUAUGUCUGGACAGGCCCAUCUACCCGUGCCGCUCCUUGUGCGAGGCCGUCAGGGACAGCUGCGCUCCAGUAAUGGAAACCUACGGCUUCCCCUGGCCUGAGAUGCUGAACUGUGACAAGUUCCCCAUCGACAACGACCUCUGCAUCCCCAUGCAGUUCGCUGCAAACCACGUAACCCAGCCACCAGUGUCGAAUGUUUGUCCCCCGUGCGACAACGAGAUGAAAGCAGACAACAUAAUGGAGCACUACUGCGCCAGUGACUUUGCCCUCAAGAUGAAAAUCAAGGAGGUGAAAAAGGAAAAAGGUGACAGGAAACUGAUUGCGGCACAAAAGAAGAAGAAGGUUUUGAAGCAGGGUGUGCUCAGGAAGAAAGACCUAAAGAAACUGACCCUGUACAUAAAGAACGGGGCUAACUGUCCGUGCUCCCAGCUGGAGAACCUGGGCUCCAACUUCCUCAUCAUGGGUCGCAAGGUGGACCAGCAGCUGCUGCUCAUGUCUAUUCACAAGUGGGACAAGAAGAGCAAGGAGCUCAAGUUUGCCAUCAAGUACAUGAAGUCUCAUCAGUGUCCCACCUACCACUCUGUCUUCCAGUGACACAGCUCGCUGCAGCAUUUACAGGAAUCUUUCCCACAAUCCACCUUGUUUCAAAAUGACAAGUUUUCAUCGGUUUUAGUGGAAAUCAGACGGUCACCAGCACCUCCUCCCUCACAUAGUCACAAAUUAAAUCAGUACAUUUUCUAAAACUGCAUAUUGAUGCACCUCGUUAAACUAAAAACUAAAUCAUUCCUUUGUUUUUAUAUAGCAGAACCAGUUAAACUGUAUCUUACAAAAAAAUGUUGUACAAUUCAAGCUAAAAAUAAGAUGAUUGUAAUGAAAGUGAAACUAUCAGGAAGCAAUGUGUCAAAAAGAGAAAGGUAACAGCAGAAAACGAAUGAUUCACCUAACAUUCUGUUUCAUAAUGUAAAAAGUAGAAAAUGCAGAUGAAAUGUAGACGGUUAGAAUUUUGUUUUCCUGUUUUGAAUCCCUGCUGAGGAAGAAAGCCGAAGGAAUUAAGAGACUGAUGCAGCGACCUUUUUGUGGCCUUAAAAGAGAAAAUGUGUUUGGUUGUCAGAACAAGAAGGAAGUUAAAGCAGAGAAGAAUCUUCCGGAAAACGAGAAACGAAUGAAAGAAUCAGAAUGAGACAGAGACUCUGGACACAACCAACACAGUUGGAUUAUGAAGCCUCUGGUACUUCGCUAGUUUUGGUGUUUUUUUGGUGGAUUUUUUUGUACCUAAAUUCUUAAAUUUGCUACAGUUAAACUUUUAUGGCAUGAAAGCAGAAAUUUUGCAAACAGACAUAGCACAAGGAUACACUGUUGCUGUAGCCAUGAAAUACGAACAUUUAAAUUCAACAGUAUUGUUUAAUCCAUUAACCUGUAAGUAGUUCUGUUGCAGAAAUACAUGAAAAUUAAUAAAUAAAAUAUAUUUGAAAGUUUUAUAAAGAA